AAUUAAUAGCCGAUUCCUGUCUUGCGAAAGCAACCAAAAUUAAAACUAAAUUUUGCUCUGGUAGCCUAUGUAUAUUUUGCAUUGCAUCGUACAAGGAUGGACCGUGCCUUAACCUUACAGCAGUAAUGUAUUCGAAAAGCAUGAAUGCGGAGUGACCUGUGAAUAGCAAUUUAGAAAAACAAAAUGUGGCUGCCCGGAGGUUGCGCCGCCACUUCUUCGAAAGAUGGAUUUUGUUAUUGUGGCCUACACGUGCAACAGCACAUAAUGUUAUUAGUUAUUACCACUAACUUUUCUUUCCUUGCACUUUGCAGCCAUCGAACUGAAAACAUCGGCACAUGAACCUACUUUAUCGUUGUUGCAGAAGUUUUUUUCGGUUAAAGGUUAAAACGCUUUCUCAUUUUAUCCCGAGUAUCUAAUACUGUAUUUUUACCGAUUUUGGUGAAUUUUGAACUUCAAUUUUCCUACUCUGAUCUGUGCAUUUUUUUUGCGCUGGCAAAACUGAUUACACCUUCCAGUUCAUCGUCUGCAGACUCUGCACCUUCCAGCAUGUGUUGUACCGCAAUUGCAACAUCCAUAUCUUGGAGAUCCGUACCAUUAAUUACGCUUUGCAUCUUAUUCUCCUUAAGUCACAACCUGAGAGUGACAGCGGAGAUAGUGGACAACGAUGCCCAAAAGAUAACAGCUAACAUAAGUCAAGCCUUACCCAAUGUCACACUGAUAUUGCAUCCGCCGGUUAUGGUUCCCGCAAUCAGCCUACCCGAUAGACAGGAGAUUCAGGCCGCCGCGGAAGAUGCUAACAAAAUUCAUGGAAAUAAACUGACUGAAAUUGUGAAAAACGAUACUCUUACAGUGACCCACGCAGUGUUGCAGGCGGUCGAGCACUUAACCAACGUUUCCCAGGAAAACCCGGCAAUGGCUCCGCCCGUCAUACCGGUGGCACCGCAACGCUCCCAAAAUGCUUCCGGUUCGUCGGUAUCCGUCGUCGUCGUUCCGCUAGUUCAGAACGCCUUUGACCUCGUGGAUCAUAACACAUCAACACUUGCACAAGCUGCCGCGGAAAAUCCUUUGGUGAUCAGUUCGAAGAACGGCAGUCACACCACACUUCACGUGGUGGUCAAACGUGAAUCUGCCGACGCUAACGUGCACAACAUCACGUCAGCCACGGAUAAUUCACAUGGACCGCUCAACACUGACGUCGAUCUCAGCGCCAGUGCAGUGCAGUCACUGCCACGGUCACCGGUGCUGAUAAUCGAGAAGAACGCAACCGGACCGCUUUUGGCGAAACCGGCCGAAUUGGUCACACAGAAAGUGGUACCGGAGACUAACGCCUCUACAAAUGUCGAUGCGGUGCCCUUUGCCAAAGUGACCACUAACGCGACGGAGGGAAAUACUACCGGACCAGGUGCACCACUCCUGCUGCCGUCGCUACUGGUACCGGCUCCCGGUCCGGUGAUUCAUCUGGCGCCGCAGCUAGGAUUUCUCCCCUUAAUCAACGCAUCCGAUGUGCCCGCUCAUGUCGCAGAUCAACCACAAACAGCGGCUGUUGACCAUGAGGCGACGACACAAGAAAUGCUAUCAAAUAAUUUUACGGUCGGCUUACCGACGUUGUCGCCAGUACAGAUUGCCAAAGUUGCACAACCCAGUCAGGUCAAUCCACUUCCUGUCGGAACGUUUGCCUUCAUUCCCGACAAGAAUCAGAACAAUGUCUCUCGCACAGAUUUGUUGCUACAUCUGCAGUGAUGCCGUUAUGCUUAUUAUUAUUAUUACCACAAAAGACAUUAUCUUCGCAUUGCAAAAUAUUCAACGAAGAGCAGUUAUCGGAAUUUAUUUUUAGAAUACCGAAAAAUAAAACUACUGAACGAAACAAUAACGGGACAACAAAUUAACGGUUCACGUAGAAAUAUCG
Paramacrobiotus metropolitanus is the source of this 1906-nucleotide messenger RNA. RefSeq lists its product as uncharacterized. The record is from RefSeq and is a predicted model, not a curated record. NCBI's taxonomy places the organism in Eukaryota, Metazoa, Tardigrada, Eutardigrada, Parachela, Macrobiotidae. The transcript is spliced from 5 exons. The coding region runs from base 547 to 1740 and encodes 397 amino acids.